UCACAUUCAGUACCUUAAAAUUCUUGAAAAAGACACAAACCUCAGCUAAACACACAACAGACAUACUCACUAGUACACAAUGUCUCACCCAAUUUUCCAAUCCAAUGAGAACAGCCCUUACGGAGAAAUGACAAGAGAAGAGUUUUACAAGCAGCACAAAAUAAUUCACAAACAAAGUUUCAUGUUAAACAAACAAAACAUGAAGAUAUUCACACAAUCUUGGCAGCCUGAAUCAACUAAUCAGUUAAGAGGCCUUGUGGGCAUGAUUCAUGGCUAUACGUCCGAAAGCAGCUGGCUUUUCGAGCUAAAUGCAGUAGCCCUGGCGAAAGCUGGUUUUUUCGCCUGUGCUCUCGACCUACAAGGUCAUGGUUACUCAGAAGGCUCACCUGGUUACAUACCAAAUAUUCAACCCGUAAUCCAAGAUUGCAUACAGUACUUUGACUCUGCGCGUGUUGAUCACCCAGAGCUCCCGGCUUUCCUGUAUGGUGAGUCAUUAGGUGGUGCAAUUGCUACACUCAUAUGUCUAAGGCAAAAGACUGUAUGGAAUGGUCUGAUAUUAAGUGGACCGAUGUUUGGAGUGUCACAGAAAUACAAACCUGUUUGGCCAUUGGAGAAGCUACUACCAUUGGCCGCCUUCAUAGCACCAUCUUGGAGGAUUGUGAUCACCAAACCACCUGCAUCUAAAUCAUACAAGGAGGAGUGGAAGAAAAAAGUUGUCUUAAAAAGUCCAAAUCGCCUGGCUUCCCAGAAGCCACCAGCUGCCACUGCACUAGAGCUUCUGAAAGUCUGUGAGUAUAUACAGAGAAACUCUCAUGAACUAGAAGUCCCUUUGCUGAUUCUUCAAGGUGGGGAUGAUAAGGUAUGUGAUCCUGAAGCUGCAAAAUUUGUGUAUAAAUCUGCAGGAAGUAACGAUAAGACUAUGAAAAUUUACCCGGGAAUGGGGCAUCAAUUGAUAGGUGAACCAAAUGAAAGUGUGGAGCUUGUUUUCAAUACUAUUCGGUCAUGGAUUGAGGUGAGAGCAAACUUGACCAAAAUCUAAGAGAUGAUCUUAAGUUAUUCAGAUGUUUUAGACACAUAGUCAGAAAUUCUCUUUUCAUGUACAACAACAUACCCAGUGUAGUCCCACAAGUGGGGUCUGGGUCGGAUAGAGUGUAUGCAGACCUUACCCCUACCUCGGAAGAAGAUAGGCUGUCUCCGAUAGGCUCUCGGCAAAUUCUCUUUUCAUGUAAUAAUAAUAAAUAAUAAAAGCUACUGCAAUUACUGAUAUUGUCUGAGCAGUUUCCGUCCUACUAAAGUAUUAUUCAUUUCAUAAUGAUGUUCCAUAUGCUUAAAUGACGGAGUCUUGGCAUGAUAAUUUUCAAAAGUAACUACUAAUGAGAUAUAAGGUUCUGAAGCAACAUGGAUCCCUCUUUAAGAGUUCAACACUUGGUCCAGUUAUUUCAUUGACUCCUGCAACAAUAGUGAGCUUUUAUUUUGAUUAGCAAUGCCUAAUAAGCAAAAUAACAAAAAUUGGGAAAGAGAUGUACCACAAUAUUCAACUUCACGAUCAUUCUGUUUCAAUGAAUCAGGAUGUUGUUCAACUUGAUGUUACAUAGAGAACAAAGGAGAAUUUGUACGAGUAUAUAUGAGUAAUGAAAUAAAAAAGUAUCUUGUAAGUUCCAACUUAAUGGGGAAAUAACUAAUACAUCAAAUAAACUUGAGAUACGGAAUUACUACUAUAUAGAAGCAUGGGUUAAACCCCAUGCUUCGUCGUCAGUUUUUCACUUAUAAUAAAAAUAAAAAAAAAUAAAAAAAAGGUGUAGGCCCCAACUAAACAUCAACCAUCAACCAAUAUUUAAAAAAAAAAAGUGUGGGCCCCAACUAAACACCAACUAAUAUUAAAAAAAAGGAAAGUGGAACCCUCCAUCUCCAAACUCACGGAAAAAAAAAGUGGAUCCCAUAUUAACAAAAUCCAGCAAUAUAAAAAAAAUGAAUCCCAUAUUAAAAAAAACAAACAAUGUCAAAAAAUCAAAACAAUAUUUAUGUAAUUUUCAAAGUAUCUCAUUAAAUCAAUAAUGAUGGAUUCAUUGCCACCUGCGUAUCAAUCCAUUAGUGGGAGCAA
Lycium barbarum (goji berry) is the source of this 2101-nucleotide messenger RNA. Its product is annotated as caffeoylshikimate esterase-like. The transcript has a single exon. Gene Ontology annotation, molecular function: lipase activity. The coding region runs from base 80 to 1039 and encodes 319 amino acids. NCBI's taxonomy places the organism in Eukaryota, Viridiplantae, Streptophyta, Magnoliopsida, Solanales, Solanaceae. The record is from RefSeq and is a predicted model, not a curated record. Gene Ontology annotation, cellular component: membrane.